Lepus europaeus (European hare) is the source of this 1481-nucleotide messenger RNA. It is a transcript of the gene TMEM230, whose product is annotated as transmembrane protein 230. The transcript has 4 exons. Gene Ontology annotation, cellular component: synaptic vesicle; endomembrane system. Gene Ontology annotation, biological process: synaptic vesicle transport. The coding region runs from base 204 to 566 and encodes 120 amino acids. The record is from RefSeq and is a predicted model, not a curated record. Lineage: Eukaryota; Metazoa; Chordata; Mammalia; Lagomorpha; Leporidae.
GCGGGGCGGGAACGGAAGCGCCCUUCCGUCGGCGUGGCCCAGCCUGCGCUCCAGGCCGAAAUCAAGCCCUGAGCCCCUGGCGUGGGGCGUGUUCCCCGCCCGGGCCUGCCUGGCCUCGUCCCAGAAUCCGGUUUUGUUUGUUUUACGACCAAAUUCGCCUCCGUUCUUGUUUCUCUCCCUGACCGUAGCCGUGUCAGUGUGUUAUGAUGCCAUCUCGCACCAACCUGGCUGCUGGAAUCCCCAGUAGUAAAGUGAAAUACUCCAGGCUCUCCAGCACCGACGAUGGCUACAUUGACCUUCAGUUUAAGAAAAGCCCUCCUAAGAUCCCAUAUAAGGCCAUCGCUCUCGCCACCGUGCUGUUCCUGAUCGGCGCCUUUCUGAUUAUCAUUGGCUCUCUCCUGCUCUCAGGCUACAUCAGCAAAGGGGGGGCAGACCGGGCCAUUCCCGUGCUGAUCAUUGGCAUUCUGGUGUUCCUGCCAGGAUUUUACCACCUGCGCAUCGCCUACUAUGCAUCCAAAGGCUACCGUGGUUACUCCUACGAUGACAUUCCAGACUUUGAUGACUAGCACCCACCUUAUCCCUGCAGAGGAGUUACAGUGGGACCGCACUCAGCUCUGAGCUGCUGAGGAGAAACUGUGGCUGAGGGAGAAGGCAUUCUGCAGCUUGCAGAGGUUUAACAGCCGAUGGCCAGGUUUCCUGAGUCUGUUCCAGAAAUGCCAACUGCGUUUACAGUUAGCUAAUUAGGACAUGCUGUCUUUUUCAUCUCCUGGCCCUGGCAGAAGCUCCUGACAAGUUUGUCCAUGUGAACGUGGAUUGUGGAGGAAGAGCAGCGUUACCUGGAAACGCACGAGGUUGUGCUUUAAUGGAAAAUGUUGUGCCCCCACUCUUCAGGGUUGAGCUUUUCUUUUCAGUAGUCUUCAUCCAAUUUGUUCUUGUAGCAAUGGAAGAAUUUAGUAUGCCUAAUUUCCUUCUACUAUAUAAUUUAUUUUUAAAUACCUGGAUAUCAUAUCCCUGGUACUUAUCUCUGUCUUCAUGCUCUAGUGGAAGACCUUGGCAAAAUCAGAUACCAAGAAAGGUCCAUCUGUCAUAUUUUUUUCUUAAUGACAGCAGCCAGAAAUUUUUUUAGACAACAGGUUUUCAGAAUGUAAACACUUAGUAUCUGUUUACCAACCUUUGACCAGCUACGAUUUGGUUCCCCAGUAAGUCAGCUGACUUAAUUUGGAGCAUUCUGUGCUUAUGGAUCAGAAUGUUUGUAUAUCAUGCCUUUACAGAGAGAGCUUUUGGCUGCUUCCUCAUGAAAACUAGGGAUAAGUGGUUACCCUUUAGAGUUGCUGACUCUGUUGCUACCCUCUUAUAUGAAGCCAUUCUGCUAACGCUGGCCAAACUCAGCCAACAUUAGCAGAGGCUGGGUUGCCUUGGGUUGAUUCUGUUUCUUAGCUUGCAAAAUGUGACUUCAAAACAAAUUAAAAUGUCCAAAUCUC